AUGAAGACGACUUCCAUAUCACAGAGUGAUUCAGAAUAUGAACAAAGUUCCCCUACAUUCGAUGAGGAAUCAUCAGAUGAUAAGCAUGGUACUGAAUGUGAUGAGGGUAGCGAUUCGAAGGUGCCUGUUGACAAUGGCAUGGUAGUCGAAGAUGGUCCUACCAGGGGUGCUAAUUUGGAAGUGCCUGCUGAUGAUGUCAUGGCAACCAAAAACAAUCCCAAUGAGGAUGCCGAUGCAAGCCAAUGA
Prunus armeniaca (apricot) is the source of this 246-nucleotide messenger RNA. The record is from the annotation of a GenBank genome assembly. NCBI's taxonomy places the organism in Eukaryota, Viridiplantae, Streptophyta, Magnoliopsida, Rosales, Rosaceae.